Messenger RNA from Salvia miltiorrhiza (redroot sage), 2472 nucleotides. RefSeq names its product high-affinity nitrate transporter 2.1-like. The coding region runs from base 44 to 1627 and encodes 527 amino acids. Gene Ontology annotation, biological process: cellular response to nitrate; nitrate transmembrane transport. Lineage: Eukaryota; Viridiplantae; Streptophyta; Magnoliopsida; Lamiales; Lamiaceae. The transcript has 2 exons. Gene Ontology annotation, molecular function: nitrate transmembrane transporter activity. Gene Ontology annotation, cellular component: plasma membrane; plant-type vacuole membrane. The record is from RefSeq and is a predicted model, not a curated record.
ACAAAAACACACAACUCCUUUUCAAAAUUAAAAUUACAACGAAAUGGCCGGCAUUGAAGGGUCUCCCGGCAGCUCGAUGCAUGGGGUCACCGGCAGGGAGCCCGUGCAUGCCUUCUCCGUGGCGUCCCCGAUUGUUCCGACGGACACCACGGCGAAGUUCGACCUGCCGGUGGACUCGGAGCACAAGGCCAAGCAAUUCAAGCUGUUCUCGUUCGCGGCUCCUCACAUGAGGACGUUCCAUCUCUCGUGGAUUUCCUUCUUCACCUGCUUCGUGUCGACGUUCGCGGCGGCGCCGCUGGUGCCGAUCAUCCGAGACAACCUGAACCUGACGAAGAGCGACAUCGGGAAUGCCGGGGUGGCGUCGGUGUCGGGGAGUAUCUUCUCGAGGCUGGUGAUGGGGGCGGUGUGCGACCUGCUGGGCCCUCGCUACGGCUGCGCGUUUUUCGUGAUGCUGUCGGCGCCCACCGUGUUCUGCAUGUCCUUUGUGUCGUCGGCGGGGGGCUACGUGGCGGUGCGCUUCAUGAUCGGCUUCUCGCUGGCGACGUUCGUGUCGUGCCAGUACUGGAUGAGCACCAUGUUCAACAGCAAGAUCAUCGGCACCGUCAACGGCACCGCCGCCGGCUGGGGGAACAUGGGCGGCGGCGCCACGCAGCUCAUCAUGCCCGUGCUCUACGACAUCAUCAGGAACGCGGGGUCCACCCCCUUCACCGCGUGGAGGAUCGCCUUCUUCAUCCCCGGGUGGCUCCACGUCAUCAUGGGGAUCCUCGUCAUGACUUUAGGGCAGGACCUGCCCGAUGGCAACCUCAGCGCCCUCCAGGAGAAGGGCGAAGUCGCCAAGGACCAAUUUGGCAGGGUACUGUGGUACGCGGUCACCAACUACAGGACAUGGAUCUUCGUGCUCCUCUACGGCUACUCCAUGGGAGUCGAGCUGUCCACGGACAACGUCAUCGCGGAGUACUUCUACGACAGGUUCGACCUGAAGCUCCAUCUCGCCGGAAUCAUCGCAGCCACAUUCGGGAUGGCCAACCUCCUCGCCCGCCCCUUCGGGGGAUUUGCUUCGGAUUACUCAGCCAGAUAUUUCGGAAUGAGGGGAAGGCUGUGGACGCUGUGGAUCCUCCAGACCACGGGCGGCGUCUUCUGUCUUCUCCUGGGGAGGGCCGAUUCGCUUCCCAUAGCCGUCGCGUUCAUGAUCAUCUUCUCCAUCGGAGCUCAGGCCGCGUGCGGAGCCACCUUCGGGGUGAUCCCCUUCGUCUCCCGGAGAUCGCUGGGAGUGAUCUCCGGGCUGGCCGGGGCGGGAGGGGGCUUCGGGUCGGGACUGACGCAGCUGCUCUUCUUCUCGACCUCGAAAUACACGACGGAGAUGGGGUUGGAGUAUAUGGGGAUAAUGAUAAUAUGCUGCACCCUGCCGGUGAUGUUGGUGCAUUUCCCGCAGUGGGGGAGUAUGUUUUUCCCUCCCAACAAGAAGGCCUCAGAGGAGCACUACUACACCUCUGAGUACAACGAGGAGGAGGUGCAGAAGGGUAUGCACCACAAAAGCCUCAAGUUCGCCGAGAACAGCCGCUCCGAGCGUGGCAACCGCAUCGCCUCCGCCACCACCCCACCCAACGCGACACCCAACUAUGUUUGAUCUCAUGAAAUAAUUCAAGAACAGUAACUUACACAGUUAUAAUGCAUUUCAUUUUCCCUAUGAUCAAUGACUCCAUUGAUCAAUAUGCAUCCCAAAUUUUCUAAUUCUUAGGCUCUGAGUCAUUGAAACUGGAAUGAACAAGUCCAGAUCACUGUCUGACGAUUUGUUGUAUUUUUAAAGUCAGAUAAUGAAUAUAUAAAAGAAAAAGAUGCAUCACAUUAGAUUCCUGAUCAUUCACAAAUACACGACAAUAACAUUUCGAGUUUAACUUAUCAACAAAUAUGAUCUCUAUGUAUAUUAUGUAAGGCAAAAAUAAACCAGAAAAAGACAGCGAAGCUUGAGCAAGCAACUAGACAAAUGAAUUCAUAAGUUCAGCAUGUGUCCUUUGGUAAAUAAGUAUAUAUAUACGGAAAAGAGAGGAAUCAGGGCAUAGCAGGCAGCUUCUACGGGAAUAGCACGCUAUAAUCAACGCAGAUACAGGAACGAGCAAAAGAACGAGAAGUCAUCAUGCAAAUCACCUGCCGCCUUUUUCACCUCCUUGGAACAGGUUUAUAGAGCACCACAGUGACAAAUUUUGAACGAAAGCGAUGGGAAACACCGAGCGCGACCACCGAUCUUGGAGGCUCUCUGUUCUCAAUGUAGAGAUGAUUUAGAGUGACAUUCUGUGGCGAUGGGAGGGAUGAUGCACAGGGAUCACUAUUCCUUUUAUAAUUUAACAAGGUGUGCUGCAGGUGGGGCGGUAGCAUGGGUGGUUCUCGCCCGUCAUCGUCCCUUCCAGGGUAGACAUUGUUGUAACUUGCUUCUGGUGAAUUAGGGACAUCAAAUCCAGCAACAUUCACUCGAUC